Messenger RNA from Pipistrellus nathusii (Nathusius's pipistrelle), 1113 nucleotides. NCBI's taxonomy places the organism in Eukaryota, Metazoa, Chordata, Mammalia, Chiroptera, Vespertilionidae. The record is from the annotation of a GenBank genome assembly.
AUGAGCGCGACGGCGGCCACCGGCGUCUUCGUGCUGUCCCUCUCGGCCAUCCCGGUCACCUACGUCUUCAACCACCUGGCGGCGCAGCACGACUUCUGGACAAUUGUAGGGGUUGCUGCCCUCAUCCUGCUCCUGGUGGCCCUGUUGGCUCGAAUCCUCGUCAAGAGAAAGCCACCCCGGGACCCGCUGUUCUAUGUGUACGCGGUGUUCGGCUUCACCAGCGUGGUGAACCUCAUCAUCGGCUUGGAGCAGGACGGGGUCAUCGAUGGGUUCAUGACGCACUACCUGCGGGAGGGCGAACCGUACCUGAACACAGCCCACGGCCACAUGGUCUGCUACUGGGACGGCUCCGCCCACUACCUCAUGUACCUGGUGAUGGUGGCGGCCAUCGCAUGGGAGGAGAGUUACAGAAACAUCGGCCUGUACUGGGUUGGAUCGAUAAUGAUGAGCAUGGUGGUUUUUGUCCCGGGAAACAUCGUAGGGAAGUUUGGAACACGCAUCUGCCCCGCUUUCAUCUUAAGCAUCCCGUACACGUGUCUCCCCGUCUGGGCCGGUGUCAGGAUCUAUAAUCAGCCGCCGGAAUAUUGCCAUUACCCGUCCAAGGUUGUUCAAGAGGUCCAAGCAAAGGACCUGCUGAGAAGACCAUUGGACUUCCUGCUGGUCAUAUGCCUCCUCCUGGCAACUGGAUUUAGCCUGUUUAGAGGCUUGAUUGCUCUGGACUGCCCCGCCGAGCUCUGCCGCGCUUAUACCCAGUUCCAGGAGCCUUAUCUGAAGGACCCUGCCGCGUACCCCAAGAUCCAGAUGCUGGUGCACCUGUUCUAUUCCGUCCCGUACCUCCUGAUGGCGCUCUACGGGCUGGUGGUGCCUGGAUGCUCCUGGAUGCCUGACCUCACCCUGCUUCACGCGGGAGGCCUGGCGCAGGCCCAGUUCUCCCACAUCGGUGCUUCUCUCCAUGCCAGGACGGCUUACACCUACAGAGUGCCCGAGGAAGCGAAGAUCCUCUUCCUGGCAUUGAACAUGGCCUACGGGGCGCUGCCCCAGCUGCUGGCCUACCGCUGCGUCUACGCGCCCGAGUUUUUCCUGAGGGCGAGGGCGGAGGAGAAAGCCGAGUGA